CUCUUGUGAUAAGGAAUAUCUAUCGAGGAGACAUUGGUGGAUAUUUGGAGGACCAUUUGAGGCAUUGUGUCUCAACAAUAGACUGGCUAAGCCACACGGCACACAUAGGAUCCAUAUAGCGUAGUAUUGAAUACGUCGUUGAUGUUUAUCGCGGAGCUACAUGUACGUGGUAUAUAAAUUCUAGUCUUUUCGAUAUUAUAAUUAUUGUAGGUAGGGUUACACGAACUGUGCGCUGGUCGAAGGGACGGCAUAUUCUGCAUCAGACUGGACGAGACAUUUAAAAUGCCUAUGAAGGAUUACCAUUAACCUGUUUUUUCGACAUUGUCAUUUCUACAAAGUGCGUUUGUGUGAUAGUGGACAAGAUGACCCAGCAGAAAACAGAGAACUCCUACAAGGGGCACUACCACGAACCAAAGGUCCAGGAAAACAAACAGGAACAUUACUCUGAUAAUGAUUUGCGUGACUUGGUGGAUAGUUUCGGCAGGAAUAGAGAUGGGAAGAUGACGACCAGAGAACUGCGCAUGUGCUUCAACUUGCUAGGACAAAAUCCACAUGAAGCGGAGCUUCGUGAAAAUGUAUCGAUUUUAACAAGAGACAGAAAUGAUGGGAUUGUGCUGACAGAGGACUUUGUGGUAUUAAUGCGGUCAAAACUUGGACCUGACGAGUUGAGCAAGGAAGAACUCCAGGUAGCAUUCGCUCAGUUUGACGAAGAUGGCAGCGGCGCAAUUAGCCCGGAUGAACUACGUCAGAUCCUGUCAGCCUCGUCCCUAUCAGAGGAACAAAUCGAGCAACUCAUCAUUGACGCGGACACUGACGGGGACGGCGAGAUCGAUUUUGACGAAUUUUACGUCUUGUUCACGACGUCUAUCUGAUGAUAGGGAGACUCAAAUCGUGAGUUUUACACCUUGUUCACGACCAUGAUGGGAUGAGAUCCUCACCGACCAUUAUUCUAACAACAUAUGACGUCAUGAAAAACUUAAUCGAUCACGUGGUUUCGUAGAUGGACAAUCAUUGAUAUAAGCAUUAUCUUUCUACUCUGUGAUAUCCUGGACUGUCCGACCUGUAGUAAUGUAGUUGUCAUCGUCUGUUACAUUGUUUUAGAUAAAAUACUCAUCUACUUACAAAUGUGA
Molecule: messenger RNA, 1130 nt
Organism: Pecten maximus
Lineage: Eukaryota; Metazoa; Mollusca; Bivalvia; Pectinida; Pectinidae
Product: calmodulin-2/4-like
Exons: 6
Coding region: 363-872 (169 amino acids)
Molecular function (GO): calcium ion binding
Source: RefSeq, a predicted model, not a curated record